UGUAUGAAGGCUAAAUCAGGGUACGAAUGUGAUCAGAUGAUUUGCAUCACGCACAUACGUAUAUACGUCUGGCAUCGACGUUAAGGAGCAAAUACUCGACGACAGAGAUAAGGAGACGUGCCCCAUUAUAUUUACAAUAUCUGAAUUAUUGUUCCAGGAACGUGAAAUCUAUAGCUUGAAUCUUAUAAAUUAGAGUAUCAAAACCUUUGCCGUAAUCCCCAUUAUUCGGGAACAUAGGAAACAUUGUGAGCAUCUGAAUGCACAUCAUGCAAGAAUUGACAAUAAGAAAUCAAAGACGCCAGCAGUACAAAUAAUAAUUCAAAAAUAUAUAAGCCUUAUACAAUAGGAUAUUUUUGUUGUAGAAAUAAGUAAAAUUGAUGACAAAUAAUCGGGAUUGACCAAAACAUAAUCGUGUUCCAUGACGGGUUCGGUGAAUAGACAGCCUGGGGCUGGGGCAAUGAUGAAACAAGUCAAGAUUCAUCGUAUAACAGGGGUAGCACUGAAGUUACACAGCAUCAGGACACACAAACAAAUAAGAAUUCGUAUGAUACUCAACCAAACGUAGGAGUGAACAGUCACAGAGACAUAUCUUUAUCAGAUAAAAUUACGUCGACUGAUUUAGGAAACGGAAGGACAAGGAUUGAGUAUACCGAUGACGUUAAUCCUAGUAUGCUUGUUAAUAUGUCAAGACAUGACUUACAAAUUUCAACAAUGAAAAACAAUCCGAUUGAAGAUUUCCAGGAAAGAACAGAUCUGAUCAAUAAACUACCAGACAUUUUAGAAGCAAAUACUAAUGAAUUACAGCAGUGUCCAAGUGAUUUACAUAGUGUCACAGGGAAGGUAUGUCAACGACUUGAAACGUUGACCAGUGAAAGUCCAAUCAAAUGCAAAAUUUGUGGAAAAGUUUUUACCAAGAAGAAGAGUUUAGAAACACACCUUAGGACACACACAGAAGAAACUCCCUUCAAUUGUGAUAUAUGUGGAAAAGGAUUUAAGUUUUCUGCAGCUUUAAAGAGACAUCUACGAGUUCACACAGGUGAAAAACCUCACGGAUGUGAUGUAUGUGGGAAGAAAUUUGGUAGCAAAGGACAUCUAAAGGAACAUUUGAUAACCCAUACGGGAAUAAAACCUCAUAAGUGUGAAGUGUGUGGCAAGGAAUUCGGCCAAACAGGAGACUUAAAGAAACACGCCAAGAUUCACACAGGGGAAAGACCAUAUGUAUGUGAAAUAUGUGGAAGGGGUUUCGGUCGAUCUGGGCAUCUGAAAACACAUCGCAUUAUACAUACUGGAGAAAAACCAUAUACAUGUGAUUUUUGUGGAAAAAACUUCAGUCGAGCAAGUCAUUUAAAAGGACAUUUGACGAUUCACACGGGUGAAAAACCAUUUGUAUGUAAAAUUUGUGGGAAGGAUUUCAACCAGUCUGAAAAUCUUAAUCAACACUUAAAGAUACACACAGGCGAAAAACCCUUCAAGUGUGAUGUUUGUGGAAAGGAAGUGAGUCAGAAAAAUACACUGAUUGCUCACCUUCGCAUACAUACAGGAGAAAAACCUUUCAAGUGUGAUAUUUGUGAAAAAGAAUUCGCUUGGCAGGACAAUUUGAAACGACACCUGAUGGUACAUGCUGAGGUGAAAACAUUUAAGUGUGAAACAUGUGGAAAAGGUUUCAACAGAAAGGAACAUCUGAAACGACAUAUUGUUUGGAGACAUCAGGGAAAGAAGAUGUUUAAAUGUGGUAUCUGUCAGCAAGAGUUUACAGAAAGUGGAAACUUAAAACGACAUCACAUCAGAAAGCAUUCUGCUAAGACACAUAAUGACAUUGGACAUUAGGAGCUAUUGAUGCAACCAUUAAGAUACCUCAUAGAUAAUUUCACUUAAUUCAUAAUAAUGUAUUAUAAUUUUCUGAAUUGACCCUAAGAAUUUAUAACUCACGUUGAAGGCAGUAAUAUUUACGUAAUGUUAUCAACC
Ylistrum balloti is the source of this 1965-nucleotide messenger RNA. Its product is annotated as zinc finger protein 239-like. The transcript has 2 exons. Lineage: Eukaryota; Metazoa; Mollusca; Bivalvia; Pectinida; Pectinidae. The coding region runs from base 670 to 1827 and encodes 385 amino acids. Gene Ontology annotation, biological process: regulation of transcription by RNA polymerase II. Gene Ontology annotation, molecular function: RNA polymerase II cis-regulatory region sequence-specific DNA binding; DNA-binding transcription activator activity, RNA polymerase II-specific. Gene Ontology annotation, cellular component: nucleus. The record is from RefSeq and is a predicted model, not a curated record.